AUGGCUUGCCCUGGAGGUGCUGAGUACCACGAUUACCAACACUAUGUUGGAGGACAAAGCCAUAGCAAUUUUGCUUCAGUUUUCACCUGCUGUGAUUACAUUUAUGGAACUGACAUGGUAUCAGAAGAAGAUCCUUACGAAGAAAUGCCCUUUCGGUAUUGUUCUCACUGGUGGCAACUCUACAAAACAUCUGAUUUUCAAGUUGACAUCACCAUGCUAGGGUGGUAA
This is a messenger RNA of Prunus armeniaca (apricot), 228 nucleotides long. NCBI's taxonomy places the organism in Eukaryota, Viridiplantae, Streptophyta, Magnoliopsida, Rosales, Rosaceae. The record is from the annotation of a GenBank genome assembly.